UCACUUCCUCUUCCGGUGUCUAAACCAUUUCUGCUCCCAAGUAGAAUGGCUGCCAUCCGAGUUACCGUGGAGGCCUGCAAAAAUUGGGAAAAAAAUGGGAAAAUAGAAUUCAUCAAAUUCUGCAAAGGGAUUAGCAAUGUUUCAAGUUUGGAAACUUCAGAUUUGCCAUUCCACAAAGCUUUGUACGACUUGUUUAUCAGUGUUGUGCGAGGUCAUAUGAAACCUGAUCAUGCUGUUUCAACAAUUACUGAAAUAGUGGAUUUCCACAAAGAGCUACCUUCAUUACUUGCUAGUAUUCUCAGCAUAAUAGAUGUUGAAUCAAGUUGCAGUGAUGAUAAACAACAGCGAGAUCGGUUUCUUCUAUUGGUUUCUGGCAUGGUGGGUAUUGUCCCUGAUUGUGUUUUGAAAGAGAGAUUGGACCAAGAGACUUUAGAAUGUGUGGGUUUAAUACAAUCUAAACAGCUCUUCCAACAAAAAUAUGUUAAAACCAAGACAAAACUCUACUACAAACAACAGAAAUUCAACUUACUUCGUGAAGAAAGUGAAGGUUAUGCAAAACUUAUGAGUGAACUAAAUCAAGACCUGUCAGAUGGUAUUGGGUAUUUGCAAGUACUGGAAACUAUCAAGUCAUUGAUAGGUUGCUUUGAUCUUGACCCCAAUAGAGUGCUCGAUAUACUGCUGGAAUCGUUUGAGUGCCGUCCUGAGAAUGAACAAUUUUUCAUUGCUUUGUUUAAACUGUACAUGAGUGAACAGAGGACUUUGUGUCAUGUACUUGGGUUCAAAUUUCAUUUUUAUCAGUCUGCUGCUGAAGAUAGUCCAGAUUCUUUGUAUAAAGUUGCAGCACUUUUAUUAAAACAUAACCUCAUAGAACUGGAUGACUUAUAUCCACAUUUAUGUCCUGCUGAUACGAGCAUCGUUGAGUAUCACCAACGUAUUUUACUGGAGGCUAAGCAACUAGCUCGCAAGCUUAGUAUAGUUUGUGUGUCAGACAAGGCCAAUGAGAAGGACAAAGAAAAUGAUAACGAUGCUAAAAUCAAUCUACAAGACAGCAAUCAGAAACUUGGCUUGUGCAAAGCCUUGUUAAGUGUUGGAGAUUGGCCACAUGCUAAAGCUAUUAUGGAUAGAAUCCCUGAUUACUUUGUCACAUCUCAUAAACCAACAGCUCAAGCCUUGUGUACUUUAAUCCAUUCACUAAUUGAACCUAUAUACAGGGAAAACACUGGUUUUCCUGCUGCAGUUUUGAAAAGGAAAUCGAAAGACAAAAUCCAAAAUUUGGAAAGAGCUGGUUCUUUCCUAAAACUAUACGAAGAUGUUUUUCCAAUGUUGACUUAUCUUGGUCCACAUGCUUCAUAUGAUGUCAUUCUUUUGGUGAAAUUUAUUCGAAUUGGGAAAAGUUUUAUGAUUAAACGUCAAGAAAGGAAAAUUAAGCCAGAAGAUGAUAUCACAUUUUAUGGGUUUCUAACCAUAUUGGAUGAAGUGCUGCUACCUAGUUUGACAUUGCUUCCUUGUAACUGUUGCCUCUCAGAAGAGCUGUGGAGUUUUCUUAAGCUAUUCCCCUAUGAACUCAGAUACCGUCUGUAUGGACACUGGAAAAAUGAAACAUAUACUCUACAUGCAAAAAUGAUACAUGCCAAAGUUAACUGUUUAGAAAGAGCCAAGUAUAUUAUGAAGCGACUUUCAAAAGAAAAUGUAAAACCUUCUGGAAGACAAUUGGGUAAACUCAGCCACAGUAACCCUGGUGUUCUUUUUGAAUAUGUACUUUCACAAAUUCAGAAAUAUGACAACUUUAUUGUGCCAGUUGUGGAUUCAUUGAAAUACUUAACAUCAUUGUCUUAUGAUGUCCUAGCUUAUUCUGUUGUUGAAGCUGUUGCCAAUCCAGACCGUGAAAGACUCAAGCAUGAUGAUACAAAUAUUUCUCUUUGGUUACAAAGUUUGGCUAGCUUUGCUGGCUCCGUUUGUAGGAAAUAUCCUGUAGAAUUGGCAGGUCUCAUGCAAUAUGUGGCCAAUCAGCUCAAAGCUGGCAAAAGUUUUGAUCUCUUGUUGUUGCGAGAAAUUGUUCAGAAAAUGGCUGGCAUUGAAAUAUCUGAAGAAAUCACUGAUGACCAACUUGAAGCUAUGUCCGGAGGAGAGCUACUUCGUCAAGAGGGUGGCUAUUUUGCUCAAGUUCGGAAUACUAAGAAAUCUUCAACCCGAUUAAAAGAUGCCCUGCUAGAACACGACCUUGCAUUAUCCCUUUGCUUACUUAUGGCCCAACAAAGAGAUGGUGUAAUAUAUAAAGAAGGCAACGAACGUCAUUUAAAAUUGACUGGGAAAUUAUAUGAUCAGUGCCAAGAUACUUUGGUCCAGUUUGGAAGCUUUUUAUCAAUGCAACUAAGUACAGAAGAAUUUAUCAAGCGUCUACCACCAAUCAAUGAAUUAAUUGGUGUUUAUCACGUCCCUCAAGAUGCUGCAUUCUUUUUAUGUCGACCAUUAUAUUCAUAUAGAGUCAAUACUAAAUUUGAAGAGUUGAAGAAAGCAGAAAAGUCUAGUAAACAGUUCUCCAGUCAACAAAAAACUCAGAAAUAUGUUGAAGCAAGUUCCCUUGUUAUGGAACCUGUGAUAGAGUUGAUUCGUCCAUUGUAUCCGGCUAAGGUUUGGGAUGAUCUGAGUACACCAUUCUAUUUUACUUUCUGGGCCCUUUGUAUGUAUGAUCUCCAUGUUCCAUGUACAGCUUAUGAGAAACAGAUCCAGCAAUUAAGAGCACAAAUUGUGGCCAUUGAUGAAAAUGACUUGCCACAAAGUAAAAAGAAAAAAGAUAAAGAAAGGUGUACUUCAUUGAUUGAAAAACUCAUGGAUGAAGAAAAGAAGCAAUCAGAUCAUGUGCAGAGAGUUAUGGCUCGGUUGAAACAUGAUAAGGACUCUUGGUUCUUGUGUAGAUCUACCAAGAAUGAGAUGAUUACCCAAUUCCUUCAACUUUGUAUAUUCCCUCGUUGCUGCCUUACAGCCAGUGAUGCUCUUUACUGUGCCAAAUUUAUCUAUAUUCUACACGAACAAAAGACUCCAAAUUUCUCAACUUUGAUAUGCUGUGACAGAAUUUUCUGUGACAUCACAUACACUGUAACUAGCUGCACAGAAAAUGAAGCACACCGCUAUGGACGAUUUCUAUGUGCCGCAUUGGAAACUAUUAUGAAAUGGCACAGCGACAAAGUCACAUAUGAAAAAGAAUGUGCUAACUAUCCUGGCUUUGUCAGUGUAAUCCGUAAAGGAUCAGAUAACAUAAACAAAGCUGAUCAGCUGGAUUACGAAAACUACAGACAUGUAUGUCACAAAUGGCAUUUCCGAAUAACAAAAGCUAUGGUGGCUUGCUUAGAAUCAAGAAACUACAUUCAAAUCAGGAAUUCUCUUAUAAUUCUCACAAAGAUUCUUCCAUAUUAUCCAAGAGUAAUGCAGUUUGGUCAAGCACUAGAGCGAAGAGUGAACAGAAUUCGACAAGAAGAAAAAGAGAAGCGUCCGGACAUUUAUGCACUUGCUAUGGGUUAUUCUGGUCAACUGAAAAAUAAAAAAUCUAUGUGGGUUCCUGAACAUGAAUUUCAUAUCAAAAACAAAGAAGCUCCAAAGAAUCAAACAAAAAGUACUUCACAUUCAUCCAAACAUGACAUUUCCAGAAAAUCAAUGGAAAAUAAGACCCGUGAUGGAAAAGAAAUCAAAGAGAUUAAGAAGGAGAAAAACGACAAGAAAGUUGAUAAGAUUGAACCUGCUGUGGAAGGAAGAUCUAAACCAAAUCUCGCUGCUGACCUCAAGAAAAAUGAUUUUGAUAAAAAACCUAGUGUCAGUGCCUUGAAAGAAGAGAGAAAUCCUUUAAAAGAGAGAGGGACUAGCAAAGAAAGGUCACCCGAGAAAAAUAGUGACAAAGAGAACCGGCAUAAAGAGGAGAAGAGACACAGCAAAAGUCAUGAAGAAAAGAUUGUCACGAAAGAAAGGUUGAGCGGAUCAAAGGAGAAGACGACCAGCAAAGAGAAGUCUGAAGAGAAAAAACUGCGUAAACAGGAGAAGGAUGACGAGAAAUACGAAGAGAAAAAGAUUAAAGACAGUUACUACAAGGAGAAGGACAUUGGAAGUAGUAGCAGCAGUAGCAGUAGCAGAUACAAUGAGAAACCUUCAACUAUGGUAGCGUCUGGAGGAGGAAGUUGUAACCAGCAUCGACGAAGUGUAGAAACUUCUCCGAAACAUCCUGAUGACCGGGAAGCGAAACGAAGAAAGCUGGAGUCAGCCUCAUCCACUUCAACAAAGAGUCCUUCCAGUGAAAAAGAACGUGAAUAUUAUGAAGAAAAGAAGAAAGAGAAAAAACGGGAUAUUUCUUCAGACCGCUCAAGUGUGGAAGUAAAAAAAAGAAAAGGUAACAGUAAACUGAAUGGAGAAUCGGUAGAGCUUCAGUUAUCGAGUUCUAUGAGUAAAGAGGAACACAGGAGACAAGAGAAGCAGUUCAGUAAGCACGACAGCAGUGAGAAGGAAAGAAGCAAAAGAGAAAGUCGUAGUGGAGAGGAUGAGUACCGAGAAAAGGUAAAAGAUAAAGAGAAAGAACGCAUGAAACGAGCAGACAAAGAGAAAGUAUCUAGCAAGAAGCUAAAGAAAUAAUGAUGUCAACUGUUAUUUCUUGCUGUUUACACAAGACAUUGCUGUGAUGUUUCUUGCUUCUGUCUAGUCCCAACUUCGACACAUCUGCAUAACUACACUUGUAGGUUAAUGAGCAGAGAAGAUGGGAAGUGAAGGGAGAAAACAACUUCCCAGCUAAAUGCAGCAGACUUUGGAAGACUUUUGUUUUUUAAAAACAAUAAAAAAAUUAUUUUUUUUUAAUUCUAAGCCAAAAAAAAACCCAACAAAAAUCACCAUCUUUCUGCAAAACAUUUACUGCAUUUGGUAUAAAUAUGUUCACAUGCAAGUACACAUACACAAACACAUACAUGCGUGCAUACAUACAUAUUCUAAAACGUAAACUAAUGCUUGUACAAUCCUCUGUACAUUGAUCUUCCCAUACACACACACAUACAUAUGCAUACACACGUGCACACACACAUCCAUGCAAUCUAGUGGGGAAACUUAUCCGUUUAGGGUAAGGAAUAAUAUCAUUUAUUUUUCCAUACAGAGAGCCACUGCUGCAUAUUAUUUCCCCACAUAUGUUGCUGUCUUAACAAGUAAUGGAAAUUACUUUUUUGAAAGCGCCAAAUAUAUCAGCUUUACCUGGGAUUACAGAUACCUCUUAUACUGGCAACAACAACAACAACAGCUACAGAAUCAGAACACAGUAGAUCAAUGAGGACACUUCCUUCUUUGGAGGACUUUUUUUUUUUUACUUUUUUAUUUAUUUUAAUUUUUAAUUCAUUUUUAUUUUUAGUUUCAAAACUUGUAAUUGAGGCAUUUAAUUAGCGAAAUAAAUUCAUAAAAAAAAAAUGUAAAUUUAAAAAAAAAAAAUGAAGAAAAAAUUAUUGUACAAAAUAAAA
Molecule: messenger RNA, 5477 nt
Organism: Octopus bimaculoides (California two-spot octopus)
Lineage: Eukaryota; Metazoa; Mollusca; Cephalopoda; Octopoda; Octopodidae
Product: THO complex subunit 2
Biological process (GO): mRNA export from nucleus; mRNA processing
Cellular component (GO): THO complex part of transcription export complex
Molecular function (GO): mRNA binding
Source: RefSeq, a predicted model, not a curated record